Ascoidea rubescens DSM 1968 is the source of this 1533-nucleotide messenger RNA. It is a transcript of the gene CCA1, whose product is annotated as tRNA adenylyltransferase. Gene Ontology annotation, biological process: tRNA 3'-terminal CCA addition. The record is from RefSeq and is a predicted model, not a curated record. Gene Ontology annotation, molecular function: RNA binding; ATP:3'-cytidine-cytidine-tRNA adenylyltransferase activity. The transcript is spliced from 2 exons. The coding region runs from base 1 to 1533 and encodes 510 amino acids. NCBI's taxonomy places the organism in Eukaryota, Fungi, Ascomycota, Saccharomycetes, Ascoideales, Ascoideaceae.
AUGUCUUUCAGCACUUGUUCUGUUUUUCAGAGAAUUCAAUUGAAACCCAUUCAGUUAACCGAAACUGAGACAAAAAUCAGAAACGUUUUGGUUGAUUUUUGCGAUUAUUAUAAUUACAAUCUUAAAACUAACCAAUCUCAAGAUAAUAUUGUUCCAAGAGUCACUGGUGGUUGGGUUAGAGAUAAGCUAUUGGGCCGACAUUCAAACGAUCUUGAUAUUGCCAUCAAUGGUGUAUCUGGUGAAGAAUUUGCUGAGAGUUUAAGUCAUUUUUUGCAAGACAAUUAUUCCAAGUACGAAAUUUCUCCAUCUUCCAUUCAUAAAAUUAAAAAAAAUCCUGAAAAAUCCAAGCAUUUAGAGACUGCUACAAGUAAACUAUUUGGUCAAUCGAUUGAUUUUGUGAAUUUAAGAUCUGAAGAAUAUACUGAAAAUUCACGAAUUCCAAUCAUAAAAUUUGGCACGCCAUCUGAAGAUGCUUAUCGAAGAGAUGCGACUUUAAACGCUUUAUUUUAUAAUUUGAAAUCUCAAUCAGUAGAAGAUUUUACAGAUCAAGGAAUUGAGGAUUUACAAGAUGGUAUAUUAAGAACACCAUUAGAUCCUAAACAAACCUUUUUAGAUGAUCCUUUAAGGGUAUUAAGACUAAUUAGAUUUGCAAAUAGAUUUAAUUUUCAAAUUGAUCAAACUGCUUUAAAUGAAAUGAGCAAUAGGGAGAUUAGUGAAAUGUUGAAAAGAAAAAUUAGCAGAGAAAGAAUUGGUACAGAGAUUAGGAAAAUAUUAAUUUCAAACAAUGGUCCCCUAGUUGGAUUAAGCUUAAUCUUGCAAAACAAUUUAUUUAACUCGGUAUUUAAUAUAGAUGGAAUAGAGUCAAUUGCACAGAAAUUGAAUGAAAAUAGUGCUAAUAUGGUAAAUGAUUCAAUUAAUAAAUGUUCAGUCAUAUUAAAGGAUUCAAUAGUGUUUAUAUCAAAUUAUAUCAAGCAUCUCGAUGAAAUUAAAAAUACAAAUGUUUGGUUUUGGUUGUUUGUUAUAUUGAAAGACCUUGAUUUAUUUAAAAUAAAAGUCAAUCCAAAUAAAAAACAAUUAGAAGAGUAUUUAUCCACAGUUAUUAUUAGAGAGGCGUUAAAAUAUGGUAGAAAUGAUUUUGAUAACGUAACAUUAUUAAUAAGUCAUCAAAGUGAAUUUAAUGGAAUACUUGAUAAGAUUAAAGAAGACAAUUUAAAGAGAUUUGAAAUCGGGUUGUUUAUCCGAAAAUUGGACAAAAAAUGGAUUUUAAUGAUUUUAGUUGAGUAUUUAUUCAAUUACAAUAAUAUUGAAAAAAGAGAGAAUACAAUUAAACUAUACAAUUAUAUAAUUGGAAGCGGGUUAGUAGAUUGUUAUGAAAUGAAGUCAUUAGUCGUUGGUAAAGAGCUUGCCAAUAUUUUUAAUAAAAAAGCUGGACCGUGGAUGAAAAAAGUAUUAGAUGAAAUAAUAAUUUGGCAACUUGAAAAUCCAGAAAAAAAUAAAGAAGAUUGUGUGAAGUUCAUUAAAACAUUAGUUUAA